Knipowitschia caucasica is the source of this 810-nucleotide messenger RNA. Lineage: Eukaryota; Metazoa; Chordata; Actinopteri; Gobiiformes; Gobiidae. The record is from the annotation of a GenBank genome assembly.
AUGGAAAGUGUGAGUGUGUGGUGUGCACUGCUGCUCUGCUCUCUGUCAGGAGCUGAACUUGUGCACAAUGAGAUCAGUGCUCAAAGACAGUCCAGUCCUGAGAGUGUGAAGGCCUCAGAGCAGCCUCAGCCCUGUCCAUCAGACCUCCACGCUGUGCUGCGAGAGAUGAGCGCCGCGUUGGCCGAACAGAGAGUCAGGAUCCAGCAGCUGCAGGCUCACAACCAAGUUCAAGAAGCCAAACUGACAGAGCUCCAGAAGCAGACCAGUGAGCAGCUAAAGGAGCUCCAGAAGCAGACCAGUGAACAACUCAGAGGCCAGGCCACUGAGCUGAACAGUGUGAAGGCUCGCACCAACGAGACUGAAAACCAAGUGGCGUCACUUAAAAGAGAGAGAGAAGUUGGACAAGUGGCUUUCUCCGCCUCUUUAUUGGCCUCAGGACAUGGAACCCUCGGACCAUUUAACACUCAGACUAAUCUGGUGUUCAAAUAUGUGGUCUCAAACAUCGGGAAUGCCUACAACCCAAACACAGGAUUCUUCAUUGCACCGGUGCGAGGGGCCUAUCACUUUGAGUUCUACAUCGGGGCUAAUGGUUCUUCAUAUGCUUCUGCAGCAGGACUAACAAAGAAUGGAGAACAUAUUUUUAUUGCUUAUGAACAUCAGACAAAUGGUUUUGGAAAAUCAUCUAACGGAGCCACACUGCUGCUGGAGCCUGGAGAUGUUGUGUUUCUGCGUCUUUGGCAAAAUACAAGAAUCUUUGAUAAUGAAUAUCACCACAGCACUUUCAGUGGUCACCUGCUGUUCUCCAUGUGA